Messenger RNA from Talpa occidentalis (Iberian mole), 3885 nucleotides. RefSeq names its product major histocompatibility complex class I-related gene protein. The record is from RefSeq and is a predicted model, not a curated record. The transcript has 6 exons. Gene Ontology annotation, cellular component: external side of plasma membrane. Gene Ontology annotation, biological process: immune response. The coding region runs from base 103 to 1107 and encodes 334 amino acids. NCBI's taxonomy places the organism in Eukaryota, Metazoa, Chordata, Mammalia, Eulipotyphla, Talpidae.
CUUACCGAGAAGACAGUCGAGCCUCGGUUCCUGAAGAAUUAGCAGGGACCUGUCAGUAUUUUGGUUAGAAGAAUCCGACAGAGAAGGACUUUAGGGUGACUGAUGAUGCUCUCUCUCAUCAUUGUAUUAAUUGUGAAGUACAGCGAUGCCCGCAAUCACUCUCUGAGAUAUUUUCGCCUGGGCAUUUCGGAUCCUGGCCAAGGGAUACCUGAAUUUAUUUCAGUUGGAUAUGUGGACCUCCACCCGAUCACCACCUAUGACAGUGUCUCCCAGAAGAAAGAGCCAAUGGCCCCAUGGAUGGCAGAGAACCUGGCGCCUGAUCACUGGGAGCGAUACACUCAGCUGCUGCGGGGCUGGCAGCAGGACUUCCUGGUGGAACUGAAGCAACUGCAGAGCCACUACAAUCACUCAGGGAUUCACACUUACCAGAGAAUGAUUGGCUGUGAGCUACUUGAGGAUGGAAGCACCAAGGGAUUUCUUCAGUAUGCCUAUGAUGGACAGGACUUCAUUACCUUCAACAAAGAUACCCUCUCCUGGAUGGCUUUUAAUAACAUAGCUCAGAUCAUUAAGAGAGCAUGGGAGGCCAAUCGGCAUGAGUUACAAUAUCAAAAGAAUUGGUUGGAAAAAGAAUGUAUUGCCUGGUUAAAGAGAUUUCUGGAGUAUGGGAAGGAAACCCUACAAAGGACAGAGUCCCCGCUCGUCAGAAUAACUCGCAAAGAAACUUCACUGGGGAAUACUACUCUUUUCUGCAGAGCUCAUGGCUUUUACCCCCCAGAAAUUUCCAUGAUCUGGAUGAAAAAUGGGGAAGAAAUUGUCCAAGAGGUGGAGUAUGGAGAUGUUCUUCCCAGCGGGGAUGGGACCUAUCAGAUGUCGAUAUCAGUUGAGCUGGAUCCUCAGAGCGGUCAUUAUUCCUGCCAUGUGGAACACUGCGGCCACCACCUGUUGCUUCAGGCCCACCAGGAAUUGGAAACCCUCCCAGUGGUGGUGAAAGCUGUCCUUGGGUUCACUCUUUUGGCCAUCAUUGCCCUGCUUGGAGUUGGUGUCCUAGUCUGGAGAAGGCAGCGAGAGAAAAAUGGAGUUGUUUACCUUCCUACAACCACGCAAUGAUUGGAGAUAACUCUUUUCCAGUUGUCUUUCCUGUAGGAACGAUGGCUUCUUCUAUCUUUGUGGACUGAGGUACAGUGAUCAGAGCUCUUGACCACAUUCGCAACAGACUUGGAUAUUAUAGGAUUGAACAUUUAUGGCAGGAAGACAGGAACCAAGAAAUUUUCUCUUGUGGUUUUUUUUUUUUUUUAUCUAAAAGGACUGUCAGCUUUCAAGCUCUUUUGAUGGACUCCUUUAUCACUCUUGGCUCUAAAUGUAGCUUGUCUCAUGACACAACAUUUUCCUAUAUCUCAUUUGUCAACAGUGGUUUAUGAGGAGAUUGGAGAAUCUCAGAACUGGAAGGACUCUUAUGAUCAGGGCAGGAACUGUCUUCUACAGUGCCUUUGACUUGAGCAUCUAGCCUCCAGUUGAACACCACCAGAGAAGGGUUCCUCUCUAAAGCAUAGAAACACCUUUCUCAUUUAUCAUUUUUCAUGAGAAUGUUUAUUAUACAAGAACUGAGAAUAUUGUGGGCACCAUGACUAAGGCCCUACAGACAGAGUGGAGUUACCCCAUGAGAGUAGCCAGCAAGUUUCUACAAUGGCCUGAUCAUUUUCUUAAAUUUUUUUGUUUUUUACAUCAUUGUUCAUUUUUAAGCAAUAUAUGCUUCCCCCACCCCCUCAGGUGUAGUCCCCAUAGAGUUUCCUUCACCAAUGCACCCAGCACCGUCACCUCAGCCCCCUGUGCUCCUCCCUCCCUUCCCUGCAGGAUGUCUCUGAUUUAUAAUUGUCUGUUUUUGCUUUGUUGUGUUUUGUAUUGUUAUUAUUUUUUUUUACACUGAUGUCUUAUUUGACUACCCUAUCUUCCUGCUAUAAGUGAAACCAUCUGAUAUUUUUCUUUUUCCUUCUGACUUAUUUCACUGAACAUAAUUCCUUCUAGCUCCAUCCACAUUGCUGCGAAUGGCCUGAUCAUUUUGUACAUUUCCUGACCUGAGAGAAAGCAAAAAGGCCCCUGUUCUUAUGGAAACUCUAACUGGAAACUUGGAAUAUUGGAAAUAUGCCUGGUCAGAUCAUGGAGGUGGUCUCAUUCUUUCUGUCUUUUGUGGGAAAGUAAGCUCAAUAAUUGUCAGACAUCAUAUCACUUUUAAUGAAUCUGCAGAGACCUGGAGCCCAUAGCAAUCUCUAAUGUCAAAAUGAUAGUCGGUUUUUGUCUCAGAAGUGGAUUCAAGUCUAAUUUCUGUCCUUCUAGAACUGGAAGCCUUGUAUAGUACAUCCAGUCAGCUAAAAUUAUCUGAAAGGUUUUGCAUAAUCCUAUCACAGAGUUUAUUUAUGGCAAUCUAUUUUUAAAAAAUUUAUGUCAUAUUACAUAGUCUGUUUUCAUGAUGCCUUCUAUGUAGUAAGAACUCAGUAAAUACUUCUUGAAUGAACCAGUACAGUAUUUUAAUUAGCUAGUCCUCAUGUACCAGAGCAAAGGAACAGUGUCAUCUUACAGUGAAGUCAUAGAGGGGAAAUAACUCACUCAGGAUCGUAUGACAUUCCAGGGGCCCAGGAUGAACAUUCCAAGGACUUGUCUGAAUUCUUCAAGGGUAUCAGCAGCAUUAACAUUCUUUGUUUAAUACUUUGUCAUUGCCUUGUCUGUGAGAUUAGGGAUCAUAAACAUUCUAACCACACUUGCCCUACCAAAACAUUUAACAGGGAAAAGGAUAGAAUUCAAAGGUUCUUACAUGAGGCACCAUUUUUGUGAAGGCCGUCUUGGGGACUCAACUAUCUGAUACCUAACGUAUUAAUUUUUUAUUCAUAGAGCCAGUAGAACUGUUAUAUGGUCUGGAUUUUUUUUUUCUAUCAUCAUUUGAGUAUUUUGUUAGUGAAUGUUCUUAAAAUACAAAUUCCAUCACUUCUUAUCCAUGACCUUAACCUAGGAAGCAUAUGAAACCAUUUCUUCUAAACGGUUUUACCUCUCCCUCUCCUUUCUUCCUUUCAGUGUUAGCUGAGUCUAGUAGGAAAGCUGGCAUUUGCACCUUGGUGGGGGUGGGGUGUGAGAGAAUGUUUGGGACCAGAAGGUUCUGAGUCUGUUGGAGCUGGACAGUUGGAGCUGAGCAACUGAGUGGCAGCUGGAGGCCGGGUUGGCCUGGAGCCCUGGCAAGCGGAGCAGGGCUCUGAGGCAAGCACCUUGGCCACAGCAAAACAGGGGCCAGAGGGUGGGAACAACCAAGGAGAAAAACAGCUUCGAGAAAAGAGCUUCUCUUCUGGAACAUAAAUUCAGGGAACAGGAGGCUACAGGACGAAAUGGGAACCCACCAGAAUGGAAAAGGAAGUGAAACCAAGGGAAAAAUAAGACAUUUCAACCCAAGCUAACGCUGUCUCUGCUUUUUUUUUAAAUUUCCUUUUGGGGUAUCAGUGUGGAUAUCCCAAGGUGGAUGUGUCACCCUAACUGGGUUAAAGCACUAUUUUUUUUUUUCUGAGCGACAAGAUAGUAGUAUAAAUAGAGAAUUCUGGGAACGCAUUGAGGAGACACUAUCUCUUAAAGGUGGGUGACAAUUCUGGGGAAAUUUGAGGAGUGCAGUGAUAAAAAGUAAAAUAUUUGGAGUCCUGUCAACUGCUAAAACACAGCCCCUUGUUAUACCUCAGAAGGUCUAGAAGCAUGUACUCUGCAUGUUAUUCACAAUACAUCUACAAAUAUAUUAUCUGUGCAUACAACAGGAAGUUGCCAAACCAGAUGUAACCCCAAGGCUGAGUACUUGGGCUGGCUUCCAUCUUUCCUUUAAAAUACUGUAUUGGGGCCUCCCCGGUGGCGCAGCGGUUG